AGGCAGCGUCUCCUGUGAGAACAACAUAGCUCUCUGUCAGGAUUUUUAUAAUUCAAGAGUUGCCAUGUCUCGGAGAUAUGAUUCAAGAACCACCAUCUUCUCUCCUGAAGGGCGUCUCUAUCAGGUCGAAUAUGCCAUGGAGGCUAUCGGGCAUGCUGGUACCUGUUUAGGGAUUUUAGCCAAUGACGGUGUGCUACUGGCAGCUGAGAGAAGAAACAUCCACAAGCUGCUGGACGAGGUGUUUUUCUCAGAGAAGAUCUACAAACUUAAUGAAGACAUGGCGUGCAGCGUAGCAGGAAUCACGUCCGAUGCUAACGUCCUCACUAACGAACUCAGGCUAAUCGCACAGAGAUAUCUGCUCCAGUACCAGGAGCCCAUCCCAUGUGAACAGUUGGUUACAGCUCUGUGUGACAUCAAGCAAGCCUACACACAGUUUGGAGGGAAAAGACCGUUCGGUGUGUCUCUGCUCUACAUGGGCUGGGAUAAACACUACGGGUUUCAGCUGUACCAGAGUGACCCCAGUGGAAACUAUGGAGGCUGGAAGGCGACCUGCAUCGGCAACAACAGCGCAGCUGCUGUGUCAAUGCUGAAGCAGGACUUUAAAGAGGGAGAGAUGACGCUCUCCUCAGCUCUCGCUCUCGCCGUUAAAGUGCUCAACAAGACCAUGGACGUCAGCAAGCUGUCUGCAGAGAAAGUCGAGAUUGCCACGUUGACGCGAGAGAACGGUAAGACCAAAAUCAAGGUUCUCAAACAGAAAGAGGUGGAAGAGUUGAUCAAGAAGCACGAAGCAGAGGAGGCCAAGGCCGAGAAAGACAAGAAAGAAAAGGAACAGAAAGAGAAAGAUAAAUAAAAAUCUUGCACUUCCCCUUUCUUCUACUUUUUACAAUUAAAAAAAAGGGUUUGAAUUCAUAGUACACCACUCAGUCAUGUCUGUAUGUCAUACUUUUUUUCUUUAAUAAACAUAACACAAUGAUCUGUGUCUGGACGGGUAAA
This is a messenger RNA of Clarias gariepinus (North African catfish), 993 nucleotides long. It is a transcript of the gene psma4, whose product is annotated as proteasome 20S subunit alpha 4. The transcript is spliced from 9 exons. NCBI's taxonomy places the organism in Eukaryota, Metazoa, Chordata, Actinopteri, Siluriformes, Clariidae. Gene Ontology annotation, cellular component: cytosol; proteasome core complex, alpha-subunit complex; proteasome core complex. The record is from RefSeq and is a predicted model, not a curated record. Gene Ontology annotation, biological process: ubiquitin-dependent protein catabolic process. Bases 65 to 850 code for a protein of 261 amino acids.